GCAGUAGUAGGUACUUGGUAUACAGUAAUAAAGAUAAGUAGUUCGUAAAAACUUUGUAGAGUCCAGAACAGCCAAUCUGCUUUGAGGAACUCAGUCCCAACACGCCAUGAAAAAACGUUUAGUCGGUGUAGCGCUAGCGCGUUCCUUACCUGUAGAUCUACUGCAUGUCUUUAGACGUUUUGUGUGAAGUGACCCGUCAGGGCAGUGACGGCACGUAGCUUCAUGGAGUUGUUCCGGAGCAACUAAAAGCACGGUAGUCUGUUUUCAGAAGUACCAUGAUUGUAGAAUAUUUUCAGCGUGCCACGUGGCCGGGAACACAUGCUGUCUUACUUGCACUCGGAAAUUGAGCGCUCCCUGCAGUGUCCCUGAUCCAUAAGUACGGGCAACCGGCACUCCGCAGCGGCUGAUCCCGCACCGCUUCCAGCUCGUUCACAUACCGGUAUCCGAUCAGUUCAGCUUCUUGUAUUUAGGCGCAAUCGGUGGAUACCAUGUGCACAGUAGCACAAGCCCUACCAUGACAUCAAACAUGGUUGCUGGUGAUGAUGAUGAUGAUGACCGCACUCCCGGCAGCAGUACUCUGCUUUCUACUCACACCAGUGACCGUGACCGCAACCGUGACCGCGAUACCCGUAGCACAGAUGAGAAGGCAGCCGACAGGUCAGUAACGGAACAGUUCUCUAGGUUUCACCGUGCCGUUAUCAUGCUGUCGGUUUGCCUGGCACUGGGCUGUGCACCGAUGAACAUCACCACAAUCCGACCGUUCUUUUUCACCGAUGCCCUGGCAAAGAACCCGACAGGCGGUGUGGAAUACCACACUGCGGUCGGCGGUGUGUUCAGCGUGUCGGCUGUGGCGGGUCUUAUAAGUUCACCGUGGGUUAUCUAUGAUCUGCCGAAUAUCGGCAGUAAGCAGCUAAUGGUGCUGGGUCUGGCAUUGCAGGGCUCAACCGCCGUCCUGUUCUCUGCGCUGGAUCGCAUCGCAGACUGGAGAGUGUUUCUAGCAUAUUCUUACAUACUUCAGUUUAUCCAAGGCAGCGCAUUCAUUGCUAUAACUAUUCCCGGCAUGACCUACCUGACUAGAAUGUACCCGGAAAGCUUAGGUUUCGUGAGCAGCUCUACGCUGUCAAGUCUGGCAACGGGGCACUCUGUCGGUAACGUACUCUCCGGUGGAUUAUAUGAUAUAGGUGGUUUUAUGUUACCGUUCAUUGUGAUCGGCUCAAUCAGCGUGCUGAUGUCUCUUUGUGUUGGGCUCGUUGUUGUGGAUAUUGAAAAGUUGACUGCUCAACACACUGGUGUCAUGGAGAAGCAUAUUGGAAUGUUUUCAAUACUGCGACUUCCAUGGAUUUGGUUUCUGAUUGGCCUCACAGUUGCGACUAACAUUGCUGGCAGUGCGUGUGAGGCUACUCUAUCGGUGCACGUCAAGGCUGAGUUUGACGUAGGCUCUGUUGUGCCUGGUUCUGCGCUGGCAUUGCUGAUUGUGCUUAAUGCUCCGCUUGCACCGCUAGUUGGAUACCUGCUGGAUCGCAGUGUCAGCGGCUAUGUGUUGAUCCUGUUUGGCUUGGCCUUGAUCUCACUCGGCUGUUUCCUGGUAGGACCUUCGGCGCUCACCCACUUGUCCCAAUCGUUGGCAUUGGUGUUUGUGUCGAUGCUACCUCUCAGUAUUGGUCAUGUCCUGAUGAGCGUGUCGUGCCCGUUUGUAAUCUCCCAUUACUUGCGGGACAUCGGCGUGGGUACCGUACCGGAAACACGUGUGGCAGUCGUCGGACUUGUUCGCGUACUGUUCUGCAGUGGCUUCAUCAUCGGCCCUCUUGUAACCAGCCCCCUGGUGGCAGCCCUGGACUUUCAAGCCGCAUUCACCAUACUGGCAUUUGUCUACGUUGGCCUUGUAGGGAUUUUAGUCGUACUAAAAUGGGGUGGACAUAUUGUUUUAACCGUGAGAGCAUUUUUCAAGAAACGUAGUAUGGAUGCUCAGACACCUGAUACUGACAGCAGCGAAACCAAUCGGGAAACAGAGCUGCUGCCGCUCAGUCGCUGAGCUCUUGCCAUUAGCACUGUUCCAUGCUAUUCUCCUAUUGACAAACAUGGCGGUUCGAAACAGCUUGAUAGUGAGUCCAAGGUAUGGACAGUUCAUGAUCCUCCACCAUAGCAAAGCCCUGGCAAUCUUGACUCUUGAGUAUGAAGAAUCUGGUAAUAUGGUACAUUGUAUCUACAUGACCAUAAUAAUAAUUAUUAUACUGACGUUAAUUUUGUCAAGACGCUCAAGUAUUAUAUCGUGGGCAUUUCCUUUUGUUGUACAUCCCUGAUGAGUGGGCUGAGCCCGGAAAUAUUCAUGAUCAUUAUUUUUUUACAUGCAUUUCAACCUGUCUGGCUUCUGUGUUAGAAAGCUGUGCCUCCAGAUAUGCUGCACUGUGCAUGCAGUGGAAGAAAUAAAAAUUAUCCGUUAAAUUAAA
Molecule: messenger RNA, 2447 nt
Organism: Sycon ciliatum
Lineage: Eukaryota; Metazoa; Porifera; Calcarea; Leucosolenida; Sycettidae
Exons: 2
Coding region: 515-2032 (505 amino acids)
Biological process (GO): transmembrane transport
Molecular function (GO): transmembrane transporter activity
Source: RefSeq, a predicted model, not a curated record